AUGCAGCAACUUUUGACAAAAAUAUUGGCCAACGACGAUUUUAAUCUAAAUGCCUUUCGCAAUCUCAAGACGCUCAAAUUUUCGGCCUUGUCUACCGAAAACAUUGUGGACAUCGAACUUCUGAAGCCGACUCUCCAGACAAUCUGUGUUCAUAACACAACCAUACAAAACAUAAACCAAGUCCUGCUUUGCGACAAUCUGCACAAGCACUGCGAUGUGCCCAGCCUGCUGCCAGAGACUAUACUUGCUUCCCUCUCCGGUUCCGGUCCCUCCACUUCUAAUGGUAGUGCCUUGGUCAGUGCGGAUGCGUGGCAAGAGAUAACAGAACUAGACCUGACCGGCAAUUUGCUAACCCAAAUCGAUGGCAGUGUACGAACAGCUCCAAAACUCAGACACCUAAUCCUUGACCAGAAUCGAAUACGGACCGUCCAAAAUCUGUCCGAACUUCCUCAACUCCAGUUGCUUUCGCUAUCUGGGAAUCUUAUAGCAGAGUGUGUGGACUGGCAUUUGACGAUGGGAAACCUAGUCACUCUGAAGCUAGCUCAAAACAAAAUCAAGACACUGAGUGGUCUGCGAAAACUACUUUCACUGGUUAACCUGGACCUUAGUUCCAAUCAGAUCGAGGAGCUUGAUGAAGUCAAUCAUGUCGCCAAUCUUCCGCUUCUAGAGACCCUUCGACUUACUGGAAAUCCGCUGGCGGGCAGUGUCGACUAUCGCUCUCGCGUCCUUGCUCGAUUUCACGAACGUGCUGCUGAAAUAUCUUUGGACAACGAACCUGGUAAUCAGCAGGAGCUAGAUACUGCUUUGGUUUUGUCUUUGGUUUUGUCCGCCCUUCUGCAAUCGAAGCAACGUCAGCAACAAAAGUGAUCCUUCUCACAGAAAGUUUAUCGAU
Molecule: messenger RNA, 892 nt
Organism: Drosophila mauritiana
Lineage: Eukaryota; Metazoa; Arthropoda; Insecta; Diptera; Drosophilidae
Product: nischarin-like
Exons: 2
Coding region: 1-867 (288 amino acids)
Cellular component (GO): cytoplasm
Molecular function (GO): protein kinase binding
Source: RefSeq, a predicted model, not a curated record